GCCAUCUAAGGCCCCAAACACAGAUGGGUGUUGCUUCAAACCAGCUUGGUCUUGUCCAAUCACCUUCCCUGGAAGCUUGCUGAUGAAAGCUUUGCGACAGAAAGGAGAGAGGCCUGGCUGAGAGCUGGCUGCACCCACAGCCCAGGGGGCAGAUGAAAAGUGCUCUCACCUUGAGCUUCCAGCAGCCCUGCAGACCAGAUCCCCGUGCUCAGCCAUGAUGAGGCGAGGCUUCCAAGCGGCAGCCACACUCAGCCGCCUCAGAGCCCUUCCUGGUGCACCCCGCAUCCUGCCCAUACUCAACCCCACCGCGGCCUUCGGAUCCUCCAUUGACUCCCGGAUCUCAAGAUUCUGCCCAGAGAAGACAGACUUUAAGGAUUAUGCCCUUCCCAAUGCCAGCUGGUGUCCCGACAUGCUGAGCCUGUACCAGGAAUUUCUGGAGAAGACCAAGACCGACGGCUGGAUCAAACUGCCCUCCUUCGCGUCCAACAGAGAACACAUCCAGGGGCUCAAACUCCCAACCGGAUUAGCAGUUACCUCGGACAACAGUGACUGCCGCAUCAUCACCAGGAGCCUCCAAGUGGAAGGGCAAGGCUACGAACAUGCCAUCUUUUUUAACCCAUCUGAGAAGAAGUCCGUCUGUCUUUUCCAACCAGGCCCCUACUUGGAGGGGGCCCCAGGGUUUGCCCACGGAGGGUCCCUGGCAACCAUGAUGGAUGAGACCUUUUCUAAAACUGCCUACCUGGCUGGAGAGGGGCUGUUCACACUAAGCCUCAGCAUCAGGUUCAAAAACUUGAUCCCCGUGGGCUCACUGGGUGUGGACAAGAUUGAGGACCAGAAGCUUUACAUGUCCUGCAUCACCCAGACCAGAGACCAGAAGACAGUCUAUGCCAAGUCCUCAGGUGUUUUCCUUCAGCUGCAGCUGGAACAGGAGUAACAGGAGAGCCUACCUCUGACUGUUCUGCCUGCUUGGGACCCCCCCACGGGGCAGGGAGGGCUCCCCAUGGAAUCCACUGAUGAGGUGAAGGAGGGGGCACUUUCCUCUGAGCAAAUAAAGUCUCUCGGCCCCA
Messenger RNA from Myotis lucifugus (little brown bat), 1067 nucleotides. RefSeq names its product thioesterase superfamily member 5 (gene THEM5). The record is from RefSeq and is a predicted model, not a curated record. Gene Ontology annotation, cellular component: mitochondrial matrix. Gene Ontology annotation, biological process: cardiolipin acyl-chain remodeling; long-chain fatty-acyl-CoA metabolic process. Lineage: Eukaryota; Metazoa; Chordata; Mammalia; Chiroptera; Vespertilionidae.